AUGGCGUCACCACAGCCUACUAUCAACGAGCUCGCAGCCCAGAUUGGCCAGCUCUCAGCCGACUUCACCAAGUUCCUGGGCGACAACAAGAUCCCCGAGCCUACUCUUGCCGCGGAUAGUGUGCGAAGCUACAGUGGUCUGACGUCAGAGGCUUUCUUGCUUCGACAGAGGUUGAUUGAUACUCUAAAGGACUUGUCGUAUCUGGUCGAGGGUCCUAGUGAGAGUGUUUUCAACUUUGCCCAUAACUAUGGCCCCGACGGCGCAGCACUCAACGCCAUUAACUACUUCGACUUUUGGUCGGCCGUCCCCCUCAACGGCGACGCGUCAUACGCCGAUAUUGCCAAGCAUGUUGAUCUGCCCGAGGAGGUUGUCCACCGCCUUCUGGAGCAUGCCUAUACCCUCCGAAUCUUUGAGGAGACGGAACCAGGCAAGCCUCUCACCACUCGGGUGAGACACACUUCGCGGUCCGCGGCUGUUGCCCAAAAUGAGGGUCUCCACGGACUCGUCUUCAACAUCAUGAACGAUGCGGGCCCGCCGAUGGUGUUCCUUCCUUACGCGCUGGACAAGUACCAGCGCGGUAAGAAAGAGCUCAAGGAAGAUAUGAGCGAGACUGCCUUUGGCAUGUGGCAGAGAGGCGAGUUCUCCAAGGGCUACAAGACCUCCUGGGAGAUGAUGGAGGAGGACGGCGAGGGCGAAAAGAAGGGAUACCGCAUGAGGACAUUCGUCAAGUGGAUGAACUACAUCAAAGAGAUCUUCCAGCUUGAGGGCAUGGUCAGGGGCGCGUACGACUGGGGUAACGCUGGCGACCUCAGUGUGGUUGAUCUCGGCGGUUCCGGAGGUCACGACAGUUUCGUUCUGGCCAAGACUUUCCCCAACCUCAAGAUUACGGUCCAGGAUCUGCCAGAGUGCCAGUCUUCUUUCGACAAGAACAUCCCGGAGGAGCUGAAGGGCCGUGUGAGCUUCCAGCCCCAUAGCUUCUUCGAGCCCCAAACCCUCCAAGCGGACGUGUACAUGAUCAAGCUGAUCCUCCACGACUGGCCCGAUGCCGAGUCCAUCAAGAUCAUCCAGGGUCUUACGCCGGCAUUGCGCCCGGGCUCCAAGGUCCUUCUCAUCGACUAUGUCGGCAAGCAGGGCACCGUUGAGGAGAGCGCUGCUGUCGCUGCGUCGAUGCCUAGAUCGAUUCAACAGAUGGGCACCUCCACAGAUUUGAGAAUGAUGGGACUCUUUGGUACCAAGGAGAGACACGUUGACGCAUGGAAGGGUAUGUUCAAGAGGGCAGAUGAGAGGUUUGAGGUUACUCGGUUGGAGGCGAUCCCGUUGUCCUUCUUUGUCAUCAUCGAGGCUACAUGGCGUGGGAACUAG
This is a messenger RNA of Colletotrichum chrysophilum, 1362 nucleotides long. RefSeq lists its product as uncharacterized. Gene Ontology annotation, molecular function: O-methyltransferase activity. Lineage: Eukaryota; Fungi; Ascomycota; Sordariomycetes; Glomerellales; Glomerellaceae. The coding region runs from base 1 to 1362 and encodes 453 amino acids. The record is from RefSeq and is a predicted model, not a curated record. The transcript is spliced from 3 exons.